AUGGCAGAACCCAACUCAUUCGAGAAGAGGCAAUCUCUGUAUCGUCCCAAAGAGGGAUUCCAUGCUCCCAACAAGUCGUUCAUAUCAGUCAUUCUCAAUGUCGUAUUAUUCACGGUUAAGCAGCUGGUUUUGUUUUGCUAUGCGGGGACAGCUGUGAGCACGGUCUUCACCUUCUUCAUACUCAGCCUUCCCUUUGGGCGUCAGUUUGAGGGCAUGGUGCGUUUAUCCUUUCAUAUUAUCAGGAUGGAGCUGGGCCAGUCGUAUGUAUCAUUACCAGCUGGAGGAGGUACCAUCAGAAAAAAGCAGACAUAA
Colletotrichum truncatum is the source of this 312-nucleotide messenger RNA. RefSeq lists its product as uncharacterized. Lineage: Eukaryota; Fungi; Ascomycota; Sordariomycetes; Glomerellales; Glomerellaceae. The record is from RefSeq and is a predicted model, not a curated record.